This is a messenger RNA of Symphalangus syndactylus (siamang), 1774 nucleotides long. RefSeq names its product G protein-coupled receptor 161 (gene GPR161). NCBI's taxonomy places the organism in Eukaryota, Metazoa, Chordata, Mammalia, Primates, Hylobatidae. Gene Ontology annotation, molecular function: G protein-coupled receptor activity. Gene Ontology annotation, biological process: G protein-coupled receptor signaling pathway. Gene Ontology annotation, cellular component: plasma membrane; recycling endosome. The record is from RefSeq and is a predicted model, not a curated record.
CUCCAGUCCCAGAGCGCGGCGGGGAGGAAGGAAGCGGCGGCGGCGGUGGCCGAGGCGGGGAGGCGGCUGGGCCGGGGCCUGAGCUGCCUUGGCGGCGGCUCCUCGUCGUCCAGCAUGCUCUGCCCACCCCAUGCCGAGGUGCACUGACCAUGAGCCUCAACUCCUCCCUCGGCUGCAGGAAGGAGCUGAGUAACCUCACUGAGGAGGAGGGCGGCGAAGGGGGCGUCAUCAUCACUCAGUUCAUCGCCAUCAUUGUCAUCACCAUUUUUGUCUGCCUGGGAAACCUUGUCAUCGUGGUCACCUUGUACAAGAAGUCGUACCUCCUCACCCUCAGCAACAAGUUCGUCUUCAGCCUGACCCUGUCCAACUUCCUGCUGUCCGUGUUGGUGCUGCCUUUUGUGGUGACGAGCUCCAUCCGCAGGGAAUGGAUCUUUGGUGUAGUAUGGUGCAACUUCUCUGCCCUCCUCUACCUGCUGAUCAGCUCGGCCAGCAUGCUAACCCUUGGGGUCAUUGCCAUCGACCGCUACUAUGCUGUCCUGUACCCCAUGGUGUACCCCAUGAAGAUCACAGGGAACCGGGCUGUGAUGGCACUUGUCUACAUCUGGCUUCACUCGCUCAUUGGCUGCCUGCCACCCCUGUUUGGUUGGUCAUCGGUGGAGUUUGACGAGUUCAAAUGGAUGUGUGUGGCUGCUUGGCACCGGGAGCCUGGCUACACGGCCUUCUGGCAGAUCUGGUGUGCCCUCUUCCCCUUUCUGGUCAUGCUUGUGUGCUAUGGCUUCAUCUUCCGUGUGGCCAGGGUCAAGGCACGCAAGGUGCACUGUGGCACAGUCGUCAUCGUGGAGGAGGAUGCUCAGAGGACCGGGAGGAAGAACUCCAGCACCUCCACCUCCUCUUCAGGCAGCAGAAGGAAUGCCUUUCAGGGUGUGGUCUACUCAGCCAACCAGUGCAAAGCCCUCAUCACCAUCCUGGUGGUCCUUGGUGCCUUCAUGGUCACCUGGGGCCCCUAUAUGGUUGUCAUCGCCUCUGAGGCCCUCUGGGGGAAGAGCUCCGUCUCCCCGAGCCUGGAGACUUGGGCCACAUGGCUGUCCUUUGCCAGUGCUGUCUGCCACCCCCUGAUCUAUGGACUCUGGAACAAGACAGUUCGCAAAGAACUACUGGGCAUGUGCUUUGGGGACCGGUAUUAUCGGGAACCAUUUGUGCAACGGCAGAGGACUUCCAGGCUCUUCAGCAUUUCCAACAGGAUCACAGACCUGGGCCUGUCCCCACACCUUACGGUGCUCAUGGCAGGCGGACAACCCCUGGGGCACAGCAGCAGCACGGGGGACACUGGCUUCAGCUGCUCCCAGGACUCAGGGACAGAUAUGAUGCUGCUUGAGGACUACACGUCUGAUGACAACCCUCCCUCUCACUGCACUUGCCCACCCAAGAGAAGGAGCUCGGUGACAUUUGAGGAUGAAGUGGAACAAAUCAAAGAAGCUGCCAAGAACUCGAUCCUUCAUGUGAAAGCUGAAGUACACAAGUCCUUGGACAGUUAUGCAGCAAGCUUGGCCAAAGCCAUUGAGGCCGAAGCCAAAAUCAACUUAUUUGGGGAGGAGGCUUUGCCAGGGGUCUUGCUCACAGCACGGACUGCCCCGGGGGCCAGCUUUGGGGGCCGCCGAGGCAGCAGAACUCUUGUGAGCCAGAGGCUGCAGUUGCAGAGCAUCGAAGAAGGAGAUGUUUUAGCUGCCGAGCAGAGAUGAGGGCCUCAGGGUGCCCUGGGGCUGCAGCCCGAGAA